UCUCCACAACAAGUUGAACCCUGAAGUCCGUGGGAUGUUAUUAAUGACUGCAGAGCUCUGAGAUAAUACGAGUUCAUUCAAAUAAAGGAUUUAUACACCGUGACAGACAGACAAGAAGCUUCCUGCCUGUUGUAUUUUUUAAUCUGUGUGUCGACACACUUUGUAAGUAGUUAUUUUAUAUCGGAUGUUGGAUUAUUAACGGUAGGAUAUCCUCGGAUCAAGCUGCGCAGGGUGCGUUUCUGCCUUUUUCGGAAUUAUACAACAGGUGACUUUAUGUAGAACAACUCCCUCAGGAUGAGACUGUGGACUUUACUUGUCAUUAUCCGGAUGUGCACAUCAUCUCCUCUUUCAGAAACAUCCAUGCCCAAAGGUUCACCUCCGGAAAGCCGCUGCGCCGGCCGAGCGUGCAACCCCCGCAUGGGCAACUUGGCCCAGGGUAGAGUGUUGAGCACCCAGUCGGUCUGCGGCUCCAACUCCUCAGAGCCCUUCUGCUUCUACAAACAGACUGUCGAGCCCCGCAUCAGGGAGUCCUGCUCGGCUGCUCAAUGCAGCAAGUGCAACUCAGCUCUCCCCAGCCAGGCGCACCCUCCCUCCGCCAUGAGCGACUCCUCUUUCCGUUACCCUGACACUUGGUGGCAGUCUGCAGAGGGGGUGAAGGAGGAGACGCUCCAGCUCGACCUGGAAACGGAGUUCCUCUUCACCCACCUCAUCCUGGUAUUCCGCUCACCCCGCCCCGCUGCCAUGAUGCUGGAGCGCUCCCAAGACCAUGGGCACACAUGGAAGACCCUCGGGUACUUUGCCAGGGACUGUGAGGAUGUGUUUGGUCUGGCAGAGGGGUCGCCAGUCGGGGAGAGUGGAGCAACUUGCACCUCCAAGUAUUCAGGAGCUUUCCCUUGUGCCAGAGGAGAGGUGAUAUAUCGAGCCUUGUCGCCCUGGCACUCGGUGGAUCCCUAUGGACCAGCUGCCCAGGACCAGCUCAUGAUCACCAACUUGAGAGUCCGUUUGCUGCAGCGCCAGUUGUGUCCCUGCCAGAACAAACAUCCUGGUGCAGCCGUCCUCCCCACAGACCAUUAUGCCAUCUAUGAUUUUAUUGUCAAAGGCAGUUGUCUUUGCAAUGGACAUGCUGACCAGUGUGUACCAGCCAGCGGCUUCCAACACAGCCAGCAGAAGACUAAUAACAUGGUCCACGGCAAGUGUGUGUGCAGACAUAACACAGCCGGUGACCACUGCGAGCGCUGUGCACCUCUCUACAAUGACCAACCUUGGCAGGCCGCCAACGGUAUCAUAGGGACACCGCAUGUGUGCCAGAAGUGCAAGUGUAACGGUCAUGCCAAGAGCUGUCACUUCAGUCGUGGACUGUGGCUCGCAACGGGACGGCGGAGUGGCGGUGUGUGCGACGACUGCCAGGACAACACAGAGGGCCGCCACUGCCAGAACUGUAAGAAGGGAUUCUUCCGAGACCCCAGCCGACCAAAAACUGCCCCGGACUCCUGUAAACCUUGUUCCUGCCACCCUGUAGGCUCUGUCCUCUCAGGAGGUAGCACUCUCUGUAACCCCAGCAGCGGGGAGUGCACUUGUAAGCCUGGUGUUGGAGGCCACCGCUGUGACAACUGCAUGCUGGGAUACUGGGGGCUUCAUGAAUACGGCUGCCGUCCAUGUGACUGCACAGGGGACUGUGACCCCUACACCGGUGACUGCAUUUCUGGCUCAGAUGUGGAGGUCUUCUAUACAGCCACUGGCCACAUGGGACACAGCAGCAAUAAUAGUGAGACGGCACUCUUUAGGGUAGAGGAGCUUUUCUCUGCACUGCACCACUCUGAGAAAUGUGAGUGUGUAGAAGUGACCCUUAGCAGUCCUAAACUCUUCUGUGCUGCGGAGUAUGACUACGUGCUGGUGGUGAGGGUAAUGUCAGCUCAUGAUAAAGGAUCCCAUGCAGAGGUGGAGGUCAAGGUCAAGAAGAUCUUGCACCAGAGCCGUCAGAUGAAGAUCCAGAGGGGGACUGUCACGCUUUAUCCAGAGUCCUGGACCGUUCAAGGCUGUACCUGUCCAAUCCUCAAUCCAGGAUCCGACUAUGUGGUGGCUGGUCAUGAGGACUGGAAGACCGGACAGCUGAUGGUCAACACCAAAAGUCUUGUUAAACCAUGGAAGCCAAGUCUGGGACGUAAAUUUCUUCACAUCCUCAGAAAAGUCUGUGGCCUUUGGUAGGCUGAGCACUGCAAAGGACAGAGGGAUGGAGAGGCGGAGGAUCAUCUGUGACAUACUUAUGAUUCGUUGGAUGAGUGUAGGAGUGUGCAAAAUGAACAGAGGGACUGUUUGAAUUAGGCAUUUUGCUUGGACGCUAGAAUGAAAGCAAAACCCGGAUGCCUGCUGCAGGGAUUUCACCAUUUCUUCUGUGUUCAGAGUCCACAGCCCCAAGAAACAGCUGCAACGUUGCAAUGCUUAGGUUGUUGUUAAACUGGGGUAGAAAUAAGCACAUACUCUAAGCAGAUACCUCACCAGAAUGACAGUCACUUAAGACUCAAAGACAAAGUCGGUGUUGGUAAUUUCAUUCCCGUGCUACUGUAUGAUAUGCCUCAUCACAUACUUUUCUCAAGGUCAUAAAACUAUACGGAAUGCAUGUUAAAAUAUUCAGUUAUACUUUAUUUGCUGGCAAAAGAUGCCGUUUAGGGGGGACAAACCAAAACACACUCACGUCCUACUGUAUCAAUUUCAUUGAGAGCUGUUUACUUUGAAAUCUUGCGGGGGAGCAGACUGAAUUAUCCUUGUCGUCUCGCUGAUAUUGGCGAUAAAUCACGAAUGAGUCAACAUCCGAAUGCGUGUGUGAGUGUGUAUGUGUUUGGGAGCGUCAUUGUGUGCAUAUGCUUGAUGUCCUUGGCGAGGAAGUCUGGGACUGUGCAGGUCAGAACAAGUAACUCCUGGAUGAGGGAAGAGGAUGGGAAAAAAACAAAAAAA
This is a messenger RNA of Larimichthys crocea (large yellow croaker), 2952 nucleotides long. RefSeq names its product netrin-4. Lineage: Eukaryota; Metazoa; Chordata; Actinopteri; Sciaenidae. The transcript is spliced from 10 exons. Gene Ontology annotation, biological process: basement membrane assembly; axon guidance; tissue development. Gene Ontology annotation, cellular component: laminin trimer. The record is from RefSeq and is a predicted model, not a curated record. Bases 295 to 2205 code for a protein of 636 amino acids. Gene Ontology annotation, molecular function: protein binding.